AUGGGGAAACAUACAAUAACAGUUGGAAGAAGUAUCCCAAUUUCCCUUGGAGCAACCAGAAUCAGAAUAGGCCGCAGGAAUGUUGCCAUCAAAAACUUGGAAACUCAAAUGGGACAGAUGGCCAUCGUUUUGACUGGAAGAGCACAGGGAAAUUUGCCAAGUAACUCGAAAAUCAACCCAAAAGAGCAUGCCAAGGCCAUCACAACUCGAAGUGGAGUGCAGCUACCUAAUAUGCAUGUCAAAAGGCCAGUCAAGAAUAAAGAGAAUACACCUUUUGUAGAAGAAGAAACUGUGGAGCAGGAUGAACAACCAAACACAUCUACUGCAAAGGAAAGCUUAGAAAAAGUAGGGAAUAAAGAAACAGUUAUAGUCAACCCAUAUGAACCUCCAAUUCCAUUUCCACAGAGGUUGAAAAACCACAAAAUGGAGCAACAAUACAAGAAAUUUCUGGAAGUCUUCAAGAAGCUCCACAUCAACAUCCCGUUGGCCGAUGAUCUAUUCCAGAUGCCCAGUUAUGCAAAGUUUCUGAAGGACAUAUUAUCAAAUAGACGCAAGCUGGAGGAUCAUGAAAUAGUAAUGCUAACCGAAGAGCUACUAGGAUUGGGAGAGCCUAAAGUAAUUAUAGUAACCCUACAGCUGGCUAAUCGAUCACUUACACAUCCACGAGGGAUUAUCGAAGAUGUAUUGGUCAAAGUGGAUAAACUUAUAUUCCCAGCGGACUUCUUAAUUCUGGACAUGGAAGAAGACAAGGACGUGCCUAUCAUAUUGGGGUGA
Molecule: messenger RNA, 774 nt
Organism: Olea europaea var. sylvestris
Lineage: Eukaryota; Viridiplantae; Streptophyta; Magnoliopsida; Lamiales; Oleaceae
Exons: 3
Coding region: 1-774 (257 amino acids)
Source: RefSeq, a predicted model, not a curated record